Rosa rugosa (rugosa rose) is the source of this 3763-nucleotide messenger RNA. RefSeq lists its product as uncharacterized. Gene Ontology annotation, molecular function: RNA-DNA hybrid ribonuclease activity; nucleic acid binding. NCBI's taxonomy places the organism in Eukaryota, Viridiplantae, Streptophyta, Magnoliopsida, Rosales, Rosaceae. The transcript has a single exon. Gene Ontology annotation, biological process: DNA integration. Bases 160 to 3759 code for a protein of 1199 amino acids. The record is from RefSeq and is a predicted model, not a curated record.
UUCUCGGUGGGGAGAAUUUUGGUAGAUAGCGGGUCCGCUGUCAACGUCAUCUUCAACGGUUGCUACGACCAUCUCAAGCGGAACAAAAAACUACUCCAGGAUCACGAGCCACUGCUCAGCUUCUCCGGUGACGUCACACAACCGCUGGGGUCAGAUUACAUGCGGCUGGUUAUUGGCACUAGCCCCUGCAUGGCGGAGGUACAUACAGAAUUCAUUAUUGUCGACUGCUUCAGUUCGUACAACGCCAUCAUUGGUCGACCAGCGCUUAACAAGCUCAAGUGCAUCAUUGCCGGGUACAUGCUUCUCAUGAAGUUCCCCACACCUAACGGCACGGGCUGUGUCAGGGGAAGCCAACAGCUGGCACGAGAAUGUUACUCAACGACUAUAGCGCGGUCGACGCGCCGCCAUGAAAUUCUGACAGUGGGUAGUGAGGCACCGCCACCAAACAUCUUUGAGGAUCCUAGGGAUGAGGAGGAGAAGUAUGUACGGAAGGAGCCGGUCGACCCUGACACGUCGCUAAAGGUUGUCUGCCUCUCGGACGAACACCCUGAGCGGACAGUCCGCAUAGGCGCCCAUCUAAACCCAGAGGUGGAGGCAGAACUCACUCAGUUCCUACGCGAUAAUGCCGCCGUCUUUGCAUGGUCAUACGCGGACAUGCCAGGUAUCUCUCCUGAAAUUAUCACUCAUAAACUGACCAUCAAACCCUCCUUUUAUCCCAUCAAGCAGAAGCGAAGGGCCUUUGAUGAGGAAAAAUACCGGGCAAUCAGAGAGGAGGUUGCCAAACUCCAGGACAUUGGGUUCAUCCGCCAAGUCAUCUAUCCCCAGUGGAUCUCAAACCUGGUAAUGGUCAAAAAGGCCAGCGGCAAGUGGCGGAUGUGUGUCGACUUCAAAAAUCUCAACAAGGCAUGCCCAAAGGAUAGUUUCCCGCUUCCUCGUAUCGAUCAGCUAGUCGAUGCAACUGCCGGACAUGAGCUCCUCAGCAUGAUGGACGCUUUCUCCGGAUACAAUCAGAUCAAGAUGCACCCCAGCGACCAGGAAUGCACCACCUUCACCACCGACAAAGGCCUCUACUGCUACAAUGUCAUGCCUUUCGGUCUGAAGAACACCGGUGCAACUUACCAGCGGUUGAUGAACGCCAUGUUCGCUGAGCAUCUGGGAAAAAUCAUCGAGGUCUACGUGGACGACAUGCUAGUCAAGAGCGUAAGGGCCAGCGGACAUGUGGCAAACCUCAAGGUCAUAGUAACCAUUCUCUUGGCCUACGGCAUGCGCCUCAACCCAGAGAAGUGUUUCUUUGCGGUCACCGCAAGCAAAUUCCUGGGCUACAUCGUCAGCGAGCGAGGCAUCGAGGCUAACCCAGACAAGGUCCAGGCCAUCCUUGACCUGGCAGACCCUAAAUAUAAGGUACACGUCCAGUGCCUCCAGGGCAAGUUAACCGCCCUUUCUCGGUUCAUCUCUCGACUCACUGAUAAGUGCGCCUCAUUCUUCAAACUCCUCAAAACAACGCACAAGAAGGUCAUCAACUGGAACCCAGAGUGCCAGGCGGCGUUCCAGGGCUUAAAGGAAUACCUGGCGGCAGUCCCUCUCCUUUCUGUUCCUGUGCAAGGAGAAAUACUAUUCAUCUACCUGGCGGUUUCGGCAUCGGCGGUAAGUUGCGCCAUUGUCCAGCGGGAAGGCCAAGAUGAGCUUCCAGUGUUUUACGCCGGCAGAGGCAUGAACGGAGCAGAAACGAGAUAUCCUCCCUUGGAGCAACUGGCCCUCGCACUUAUCGUUGCUGCCAGACGCCUCCGGCAAUACUUCCAGGCUCACACGAUCCAUGUGUUAACCAAUCAGCCGCUGCGGCAAGUGAUGCAGAACCCUGAGCACUCGGGGCGCCUCAGCAAGUGGGCCAUUGAGCUCAGCGAGUUCGACAUAGAUUAUAGGCCAAGAACCGCCAUGAAAGGCCAGGCAGUGGCGGACUUCAUCGCUGAGCUAACCGAGCGACAGCCGGAGCCCGGUGUUGAGACAAGGCCCGGAACAGAAAUGGUGACCGUUGAGGAGGUAGCCCCCCCACAGUCAGAUUGGAACCUGCAUGUGGACGGCUCCGCCAACGCCAAGGCCAGCGGCGCCGGAAUCAUCUUAACAGGACCCGGGGGACUGAACGCGGAAUAUGCGUUAAAAUUCAACUUCAAAGCUUCAAACAACAUGGCGGAGUACGAGGCACUCAUCGCCGGUCUACUCCUCGCCAUUGACUCGGGGGCUGACAGCGUCAACAUAUUCAGCGACUCCCAGCUAGUCGUUAACCAGGUCAACGACAGCUUCCAAGCCAAGGACCAGCAGUUAGCGGCAUAUUUGGGGUACGUCAAAACGUUGCUAAAAAAGUUCAAAUUUCACAACAUCACACAAAUCCCCAGGGAAAAGAACGCCAAGGCUGAUUCACUGGCGAGACUGGCAACCGCCCAGCCACAUCAGAGUCCAGCGGACACAAGGGUAGAAUACCUUGACAAGCCAAGCAUCACAAAGACCCUGGCGGAGAUCUUCAACAUUGAAGUCAACUCCAGCUGGAUGGACGAGAUCAUUGCAUAUAAGCGCAACGGCACAUUGCCAGAGGAUAAGAUCCAGGCAAGACAGCUCAAGCGGAGAGCAACCCGCUACAACAUUCAGAAUGGCAAGCUGUACCGUCAGGGGUUCACCUACCCCAACCUCCGCUGCCUAACCCCAGAGGAGGGAAAGAUCGUCCUGGCGGAAAUCCACGGCGGAGAAUGUGGAAACCACUCGGGUGCCAGAUCAUUGGCCAACCGUACAUUGCGACAGGGCUACUUCUGGCCCACACUGGGUGAUGACGCCCGGAAAAUUUCGAGGUCUUGCCACAAAUGCCAACAGUUCGCGGAUCUCCCACAUGCACCGGCGGAACCUCUGUCAGUCAUCAUCGGCCCUUGGGUUCACUCCACGUGGGGCCUCGAUUUGAUGGGAAAAUUCCAAACCGCCAAGGGCCAAUUCAAGUACAUCAUUGUAGCCAUCGACUACAACAGCAAAUGGAUAGAGGCGGAGCCACUAACGGCAAUUACUACCGCCAAGGUCAUUCGCUUCCUCUGGAAGAACAUCUACUGCCGCUAUGGUGUCCCACACACAAUCAUUACAGACAACGGUACACAGUUCAACAAUAAGGAACUCAUAUCGUUCACCGCCAACUUGGGCACCAAGUUAAGUUUUGCAUCUGUCGCCCAUCCCCAAACCAACGGCCAGGUCGAAGCAGCAAACAAGAUAAUCAAGAAGCUGCUAAAAAAGAAGCUCGACAGCGCCAAGGGUUUAUGGGCGGAGAAGCUUCCAGAAGUCCUAUGGGCCAUCCGGACGACUCCAACUACCGCCACCGGCGAAACUCCUUUCUGCAUGAUGUUCGGCACAGAGGCGGUCCUACCUAUUGAAGUAACUCAGCCUACCGCUAGGGUCGAGGGCUACUGCCCAGACACCAACGGCGACGGCAUCAACCUGGACAGGGACCUCCUAGAAGAAAAAAGACUCAAGGCCCAUUUGCGCAACUUGCAAAACAAAAGGCUGGUAUCGCGUUUCUAUAACGCCAGAGUCAAAGCCCGGAACCUCCAACUGGGGGACUGGGUAAUGAAAGAAGUCAUUCCACCACCAACAAAGCUCCGCCCAACUUGGGAAGGCCCAUACAACAUUGUGGAAGUCGUGAGCCCAGGCACCUUCUACUUAAUGGACAAGGAUGGCGUCAAAUCGGCCCACCCUUGGAAUACUGAACACCUUCGGUAUUAUUACAAAUAGUCAG